ACCAGUGGUAUGCCGCGGCCCCCUGUGGGGAACCUUCAAUCACGGCAACCACGAAUUCCGCUCAUACGUCUCCCUUUGGAGUACACUCGGUGGCGCCCAGUGGCACACCGAUCGAGCACGCGCCUGUUUUGUCAACGCUGGCUGCAAGCGGCCUAAGCAAUUCACGUAUAGCUGCCUCAAGUGGCAGCUGUGAACGACAGCAGGUGCACCCCGCUAGGAGCCCUUUUUGCUCUGGGGACGGCGGCGCGCCGGCCGGUAUCCCUGUGGAAACCGCGCCACUGAUCGAGCUGGACGUCAGUUCAUCCUUGCUCGAUCGCGCCGCUAACGCGCCAACGGCUCCCUUUGGAGCAGGCGCACAGACGCUGUUGCAUAAUGCCGCCGAAAUGAUCCAGGCGCUCUCUGGGGCAGUUAAAACGCUGUCGGCUGUUCCGAAAUGCGCUCACCCCGCUGUACGGUUGGCAGUCCCGACCUACAGCGGAUACGGUGACCUGCUCAGUGCCAGGGACUACUGUUACUCCCUCGCACGCUACCAGAGAGCUCUGGGUUUGAACGAUCAGGAUGUACUCGGACGCGUCGUCCCUGUUGCACUCACUGACUCGGUGGCUAGGUGGUACAGGCUUUCCGGACACCGUGCAACAACCCUCGAGGAGUUCCGCGCGGCAUUCCUGCGUGAAUUCCUACCCGCUGACUACGAGAGUAGGAUGCGGCGAGAGCUUGGGCUACGUACACAGGCUCCUGAUGAGUCGCUUCAGGAGUACGUACGGGCGAUGCAAGACCUUUUCUUAGUCGCCGAGCCCAAUGCUUCGAACGAGGAACGCGUCGAACGGGUGAUCAGGCAGGCACAUCCGACAUUUUCGGCAUACCUGCGCGGCGGCCGCUUCCGAAAUCUGGAGGAAUUAGCCGCCGAGGCAAAGCGCAUUCAAGGUGACAUUAUCGCCGCGCGCGCCUAUCGCCCACCGCCGCCCGCCAGCGAGGCCCUUGAGCCG
Dermacentor silvarum is the source of this 986-nucleotide messenger RNA. RefSeq lists its product as uncharacterized. The annotation marks the transcript as partial. The transcript has a single exon. The record is from RefSeq and is a predicted model, not a curated record. Lineage: Eukaryota; Metazoa; Arthropoda; Arachnida; Ixodida; Ixodidae.